Messenger RNA from Coccidioides posadasii C735 delta SOWgp, 1533 nucleotides. RefSeq names its product ubiquitin-protein ligase peroxin 12 (gene PEX12). Gene Ontology annotation, molecular function: ubiquitin-protein transferase activity; protein binding; zinc ion binding. Gene Ontology annotation, cellular component: peroxisomal membrane; peroxisomal importomer complex. The record is from RefSeq and is a predicted model, not a curated record. Lineage: Eukaryota; Fungi; Ascomycota; Eurotiomycetes; Onygenales; Onygenaceae. Gene Ontology annotation, biological process: protein monoubiquitination; protein import into peroxisome matrix.
AUGGAGUAUAUGUCCGCUCUGCAGAAUGAUUUCGACGACUUCAAACCGUCCUUGUUUGAAAUUCUCUCUGAGCAGCAGCUAUCUGCUCUCCUUCCGCCUUCUCUCCGCUACCUUCUCGCUGUAGCUACACACCGCCAUCCUCGCUACCUUCUCCGCAUCCUCAACUCGUUCGACGAAGUCUACGCGCUGCUCUCUCUGGUCGUGGAGAGAUAUUACCUCAAGACCUUCGGCGGCUCGUUCACGGAGAACUUCUACUCCUUGAAGCGCGAGCGUGUUCUCGAAAUUAAGAAUGGCGAGGUUCCAAGAGCGCAAUUGGGUGCCGCUGGGCCCGUGCGGGAUACGUUGAAGCUCCGUAGUUCGGAUGUAUGGAGGAAUCUAGCCGUGCUGGUCGGACUGCCGUAUCUAAAACGGAAAUUGGACGAAGGAUACGACAUCCACGCUGCUCCGCAGGCGGCGCUGGCGAUGGGAGGAGGUCCGAGAUACAAUCCGGCCGACGACCUGCCGCACAAUCCGACCAUCCGCCAAAGGUUAAUGUUCUACUACAAAUGGUUCCUGAGGAACGUCUAUCCUUCGAUCAACGCGGCGUACUAUUUUUCGAUUCUGGCGUUCAACCUCGCCUAUCUCUUUGAUAACACGAAGUAUUCAUCUCCAUUCCUCUGGCUGAUCGGAACGCGAAUCAGGCGGUUGAGCUCGGCGGAUCAUAAAGCUAUCGCAUCGAUAACCGAACCGAAACCUCUCAGCGGUGCCAGCGCACGACCUGGGGCAAGCCGCCUCGGCAUGCUCAGCCCACGCAACCUGUAUCCACGCGUGCUGGGCUCGCUAAAAUUCCUCCUCCCGGCGUCAAUAUUUGCUCUUAAAUUCCUAGAAUGGUGGCACGCAAGCGAUUUCUCCCGCCAGCUAGCCCGAAAGGCGACCGAGGCGCUCGAUCUCCCCGCUCCAGUGAUCUCAGGGAUGCCACCACCACCACCACCUCCCUCGAUCAAACCCACUCUCCCAUCGGCAUUGAAGCAAUCCGGCCAAACCAAGCUCACCACGCUCCCCACCUCUUCCACCUCCACAACCACAUCCACAUCCACAUCCACAUCACCGCCCACCACGUCAAAACACCGACAGGCCCCGAUCUCCUCCACCUCAUACCUCCCCAUCUUCACCGUCCCGAUCCCCAGACCGGACUCCUCCACUUCUUCCUCCCAAGACACCCACAACACGUGCCCGAUCUGUCUUCACCCGCUGGUCAACCCCACCGCGUGCCAGACCGGCUACGUCUUCUGCUACAGCUGCAUAUUCCGCUGGCUGAACGGCGAGCAUGACCGACAGCUCGACUUCAUGAACGGUACCGGCGGUGAGUGGGACGAUGACCCGGAUGCGGACGGGGAGAAUGGGACUGAGGGUGCUGGGGUCAAGGAGUACGGCGAGAAGGGUGCUGCGGGGAAGAGUAGGGCUGGUAAGUGGGAGAGUGGGAAGGGACGGUGUCCGAUCACCGGGAGACGGGUGCUGGGUGGAACAGAGGGGCUUCGUAGGGUGCUUGUGUAG